AUGAGUUCACUUCGCGAUUCCCGACCCCCCGAUCCGACUCCGUCGCCGGAAAGACUGGACCCGGCUCCGUUGGUAGAUCCCGCUGCCCGGACCGCUGAGAUGCCGAUGCCCGGUGGGCAAGAACAGAUGGAUCUGAUCAAGAUCUGCCAAGAGGAUGGCUCUCUAUACCCCAUGUGUUUAGAGCUUCAGAACCUGGCCGAUCGCCUUGAACACAACCAGAUUCUCAGCGACAAUCAGUUCGCUGUUGUCGAGACGGUCAAGGCUCUCCGCCGAGGGAGGGGUUGGCGGAUGUACGAGCUGCUGCACAGCAUGCCUCACGACAUCAUCCAGAGCAUUGUACAAGGCACCGUUGCGUUUGACUAUUUCAACGACAGUGCAACCUGGCUCCGUACGCCUGACUCGGACGACGGACAGGUCCCAGGCAUUUAUGUUGUCGGUCUCAGUCGCGUAGACAAGCGAGGCUGGUUCCUAAACAUCAAGGAGGUGAAAAAGCUGAUCAAAGGCAUCAAGCGCUACAUAGCAGGUUACAAGACCAUCUCCAAGCACAUCUCAUCCGUCAAUGACGGCGCUGUUAGUUUUGGAAACCUAGCAGCCUUCUCGGUCCAAGAGAGGGAUGAUGUUCAAUUUGUUGCCCUUGUUGACGGUGACGCAGACAAGUUUAAGCCUGGACACUCAACGACCCUUCCCAAGUGGGUUACGAAAGAUGAUGAGUUGCCCAGGUUCGACGCUUUGCUACGAACCUAUGAGAGGAUGUGCGAUGAGGAGCUUGACCCAACCGGACUGGUCCGAAUGAGGCAAAGCCCCCUCUACGUGGGCUGUUCCAAAGACCUCCGGAAGCGAAUGAGGAUGUACAACCGAAAAUCCCUAAAGGGAACCAAUAGGCAUCUCGGGUUGACAAUCGACGUCCUUGCCCAAAUCUCGCUGAGUGUUGUCGUCCAUGUCAGGCCAGUGCUCCUCAUCUGGAAGAAGGACCAGCUGCCUCUGGCCGAGCAGCUCAUCACCACGAUAGCCGGGUCACUGGUUUAUCAGUACGGCUUCAACGCCAUUGAGACAGGUGGCACAGGUUCAAACACGGUCGUAUCAAACGUGAACCUGGCAUCCAACGCCAGGAUGGUCAUGAGCGCUCUGGAUGACAUGCGCAUCAAUGUGCGUGAGACUUUGACGAGGCUUGAGGGCCGAAAGCAAUUUCUCGGAAGACUGAGGGAGGCCCAGCAGGAAGCAACCACUAUAAGCGAGACCAUGCAAGCUUGUGUGCGUCAAGUUAGUGGUUUCCCCAACGAUCCCAAAUGGAAUCACAUCAUCGAUGAGAUGAAUGAGAUUGCAGAGAGGAUGCAGAAACGACUCGAUGAUAGAAAGGAGGCUCUACGGCAGUGGCAGCUACUUCUAGAAAUCGAGAGGAUGCUGGUCUCACCCGUUGGGAGAAGCCAUCCAUGA
This is a messenger RNA of Fusarium falciforme, 1434 nucleotides long. RefSeq lists its product as hypothetical. The transcript has a single exon. The coding region runs from base 1 to 1434 and encodes 477 amino acids. The record is from RefSeq and is a predicted model, not a curated record. Lineage: Eukaryota; Fungi; Ascomycota; Sordariomycetes; Hypocreales; Nectriaceae.